AUGUCAGAGCUCCAGCAAGAGGAGGCGCUACCGGGACAGGGUCCGCAGCAGAGCAUAGGGGGAGAGGAGACGUCGGGUGUUCGGUGUUGCGUGUCAUGGGAUGAACCACAAGCUGUCAGUGACACCGUGCUGAUCCUGCUCGGAGUAGACGUCCGUGAGCAGAUGAUGAUUGACCGGAUCGAAGGACACAACGUGCACAAGAUCUGGCGCUAG
This is a messenger RNA of Colletotrichum costaricense, 213 nucleotides long. RefSeq lists its product as uncharacterized. The transcript is spliced from 3 exons. Lineage: Eukaryota; Fungi; Ascomycota; Sordariomycetes; Glomerellales; Glomerellaceae. The record is from RefSeq and is a predicted model, not a curated record. The coding region runs from base 1 to 213 and encodes 70 amino acids.